AUGGAGAUGCUUGAUCGAGCUGUGGUGGGGAAGAUUCUGGGUAGAAGAGCUUCAUUCUUCUUGUUGAAAUCUGAGAUCCAACGACAAUGGGGAAGGUUUGGGGAGUUUCAGCUCACCUCAUUGGGUGCGGAUUGCUUUAUCUGCAUUUUUAUUUCUGUGGAAGCAAGAAAUGAAGUGUUAAGGGGCGGCCCCUGGUUUAUCGGUGGUAAUCUGGUAGGAUUGGAUAGGUGGACAACUAAUUUCUCCCCAGCUUCUAUGGAGGGACUGUCGUCCCCGGUUUGGAUACGAUUACCCAACUUCCCAUUGCAAUAUUGGGAUGAAUGCAAUAUUGCUCGGAUCGCCACGAAGAUCGGCACUCCUCUAUGGAUUGAUGCAUUGACAGCAAACUGGGGAAGAAGAGAGUAUGCUCGGGUAUGUGUGCGGAUGAAUAUGGCAAAUAAACUUCAGGUGGGAGUGUGGGUCAAAGGAUGGAACGGGAGGUUCUAUCAGAAGGUGGAAUAUGAAGGCAUUGGCAUUAUGUGCUUCGGCUGUGGUAAAAUUGGCCAUAGGAGAGAUCAUUGUCCUUUGAAGGAUGGUGGUCAUGGGGAUGGCGGGAUGAGGAAAGCAGGAGAGCAGUUAAAACAGAAUGAGCCAACUGUGAAGAACCCCGAGCAGUCCUCAGGAAGGAUUGAGCGUGCUGAAAAGGAAUGUGAUCAGGAGAAUGAUGAGGAGGUGGGACCGUGGAUUCAGGUUCCCCCUAGACGAAGAAGAAAUAUGAGACCUUCUGGGAGGAAUUUUGUUGGUAACAACAAUAGACAAUUACAGGGUAAUCUCAAACAAGUUGAUUUGGGGAAGGUUGAAGCUCCUCAGAGCACAUUGAGACCUACUCAUAAACAGAGCAAAAUGGGUUUUAAGAAACCUCUACCCUUCACGGCAGGUAUGCCACCUCCCUUGCCAAAGACCAAUAGAUUUAAGUUUAUGAAAGAACUUAGUCAAUUGGGACCUAUUACGGAGUCUUCAAGGAAGAGGAGGAAGGAAUUAACAGACAUCACUAAUGGUGGAGAGGAUUCUCCUAUUGAUUAUGGCGGCGGGGACGCUUCCCCAUUUGUUUUUUAA
Dendrobium catenatum is the source of this 1095-nucleotide messenger RNA. RefSeq lists its product as uncharacterized. The record is from RefSeq and is a predicted model, not a curated record. Bases 1 to 1095 code for a protein of 364 amino acids. NCBI's taxonomy places the organism in Eukaryota, Viridiplantae, Streptophyta, Magnoliopsida, Asparagales, Orchidaceae. The transcript has 2 exons. Gene Ontology annotation, molecular function: zinc ion binding; nucleic acid binding.